AUGUCGUCUCCUAGUCCAGGAAAGAAAAGAAUGGAUACAGAUGUUGUCAAAUUAAUCGAGAGUAAGUACGAGGUUACAAUCCUAGGUGGUUUAAACGAGCUUAUGGUAAAAUUCUUUGGACCUCCAGAAACUCCAUACGAAGGUGGGAUUUGGAAGGUUCGUGUUGAUCUUCCUGAACGAUAUCCUUUCAAAUCUCCCUCAAUUGGAUUCAUGAACAAAAUAUUUCACCCGAAUAUUGAUGAAGCAUCUGGUACAGUUUGUCUUGAUGUCAUAAACCAACAAUGGUCUGCUCUUUAUGACUUAACCAAUAUUUUUGAGUCUUUCUUGCCACAGCUUUUAGCAUAUCCAAAUCCUACAGAUCCACUUAACAGCGAUGCCGCUUCUUUGUUUAUGUUCAAGCCCUCUGAGUAUGUCACGAAAGUAAAAGCAACUUGGAUGGCUCUUCCGAUCUCCCACAUUGUACGAACCUUCCGUGUACCCAAACUAUUGGUUUCUUUGGUUGUCAGAAGGGGCCUCGUCCUCGUGGCUUUCGAAAGAACUUGGCUUUCACCAUGAGGUGUCAUAACUCUUUUAAAUGAAGACCUUCUGACUCCCAGGGCAGAGUUUAAGUGGUUUGAAUAAUUUUUUCUGGUUAGCGUUUUUUUGGCGAGUUAGUUUUGAACGAAAUGGGGUCGCUAACUUUAUACUCAUCUUUCCUUCUUCAUCCGGGCUUGGGACCGAUAGUCACCAAAGAGGGGCUCCAGGCUGAGGUGGGAUUAGGAUUUACCAUGUCUAAUCACGUAAUUUGUCUUCUUUGACUGUAUCAUAACUCCAUCUUUUUACCAUCUCCCAUAGUUCUAUGUGAACUAUGAUUCGUCUACCAAGUUCAAAAUCUCUUGCUGUCUUUUAUAAACUCCUUGAAAACAAUUAACUAGCAUUGAUUUCAAUAUCUUACUCUUUCAUUAUGAAUGAGUUACCGAAACAAAGUUCGAAAAAGACUAGCAUAUUACAUAAAUUUAUCAUUUAAUUUAGUGACAUUCAUGUAACAGGUGAUUUCUCGAGAUAGUAGCUUCAUCAUCUUAAAAAUUCUUUCCUGUUAGGAGCACUUAAAAGGUAUACGUAUUAAUCUCUGAGAAACCAAGCAUACGUAAAUUUACUUUCAUAAAUAAUUAUAAGACUAAGAAAGAAGAAAGGGAGUAUUAUCUAUUUUGUGGCAAUUCGCUGUAUCAGUUCUAGAAGCAACUCGUUAACUAUAUGAUCUUCAAUUUUACUAAACAUUAAAAUAACAUACUUAGUCACAAAUAUACACUAAUUGAAGUACUUAUACCCAUGUGUAUAUUAUGAUGUUGGGAUUUAUAUGUCUGAUCACUUCAUCUUUUAUGACGACUGCAGAUUGUUAGGUUCCAUUAGUUUAGUUUUUCCCAAAAGUUAAUCGUAAUUUAAAGAUCCCCAUUGAAUAUUCAAAAAUGAACAAUGUUUGAGCAAAUAAUUGUUUUCAAUAACUUCAUCAUCAGGCUCUACAGUUAUAAGUCCAUUAGUGAAUACUAAUACAUGCCUCAUUUUGG
This is a messenger RNA of Schistosoma rodhaini, 1544 nucleotides long. Lineage: Eukaryota; Metazoa; Platyhelminthes; Trematoda; Strigeidida; Schistosomatidae. The record is from the annotation of a GenBank genome assembly.